This is a messenger RNA of Sordaria macrospora k-hell, 1440 nucleotides long. RefSeq lists its product as uncharacterized. The record is from RefSeq and is a predicted model, not a curated record. Gene Ontology annotation, molecular function: sterol binding. Gene Ontology annotation, cellular component: membrane; cytosol; intracellular membrane-bounded organelle. NCBI's taxonomy places the organism in Eukaryota, Fungi, Ascomycota, Sordariomycetes, Sordariales, Sordariaceae.
AUGUUUUCCGCAUUCACGGGCAGGUCGCCAGCUCCCGCUGCCGCACCCGCUGAUGGCAGUGCUCCCGUAGUGGAGGAGCAUCCGAGCGAUGGAAACAAGCUAUCGACCUUUCUCGGUAUCAUGAGAAAGUUCAUUGGUGUCGCAGAUCUCGCUUCCGUACGCUUCUCUCUUCCAUCGCAGCUCCUCGAGCCGACACCCAACCUCGAAUACUGGAACUAUCUCGAUGCGCCGAACGCCUUUGUUGCCAUUGGCACCGCGGACGAGCCGGUCGACCGCAUGCUGGAGGUGCUGCGGUUCUGGUUCACUAAGGAUUUGAAAUAUGCAAAGGGGAAGCCUUGCAAGCCAUAUAACUCUUGUUUGGGGGAGUUCUUCAGGUGUAACUGGGAAACCGAAGAUGAUGCCCCAAGGAUCAACACCAAGGCUCUAGAGGACGCCAUCAGCCGGCCAUCGAGCGUCAAAUCCGGCAGCUCCCGCGCCGCCUCGACAGUAUCCGUUCCCGCCACGAACCCAAAACCCUCGAAGCCCGUCCGGAUCUCGUACCUGACUGAGCAAACGUCUCACCACCCUCCCGUCAGCGCAUUCUACGUCGACUGCCCAGAGAAGGGCAUUCACGCCAAGGGAUUCGACCAGAUCACAGCCAAGUUCACCGGCACCUCGGUCAAGGUGAUGCCUGGCGAGCACAACCUCGGAAUUUUCAUCACGCUUGAGAGGAGAAACCACGAGACAUACCAGCUGACACACCCUCCCGCUCACCUUGGCGGUAUUCUCCGUGGUGCGCUAAGCGUGACGGUCGGCGAUAUGGCCUACGUCACCUGCCCGGAGACGAAGCUCAAGGCCAUUCUCCGCUACUACGACGAUGGAUGGCUGGGCCGGACCACGAACAAGGUCGAGGGCAUCAUUUUCAAGUACGAUCCUGAAAACGACGACAAGAUGCAGAUCAAGGAUGUACCGGUGGUGGAUAUCCUGGUGCGUCUCGGUGGUCCUUGGAAGGAGAAGGUGGUUUUCACAGUUGGCCCCAAGCCUUUGGACUCCCACCCCGCCGAUCAACAAGUAACCAUAAUCGACAUCGCCCCCCUCAACGUGGCCCCCAAGGUCCUCCCUCCCACCGAGCAGCAACUGCCCAACGAGUCUCUCACCCUCUGGGGCAAAGUGACGGAAGCGAUUCACGCCAGGCAAUUUUCUCGCGCCACCACGCUCAAGCAGGAGCUCGAGGAGGCUCAGAGAGAAAAGGCCCGCGAAAGAGAGCGGAAGGGGGAAAGCUGGCAGCCGGUCUUCUUCGUGACGGCGACCGAUAAGGCCGGUAAACCGGCACUGACGGAGAAGGGACGGGAGGUGCUCAAGAGGGCGCAGGUAGGGGAUUGGAGUAUGGAUGGGAUUCUUGACGAGGAUCAAGUUAAGGAGGCUGCCAAGGUCGCGGAUGUGGCCAAGGUUGCGGAGUAA